AAAUAAAAAGAGAAAACAAAAAUGGAAAUGAUGAGAGGCUUUGGUACAAAGUAGUAGUAGGGUUUAAGGUUUGUGACAGUGUCAAUGGAGGUUUUAAGUUUGUAGCGGAACGCCAUACUCUCAUAAUCCCAAACACAACACUGUUGCAGUCUAAGUAAUGGGUUAUGGUUAUGGUGCUUUCUCUCUUCUACUAACCAGACGCUUUCAUUUUUCUUAUUCUCUACACCCUAAACCCUUUUCUUCUUCUUCGUUCUUUCACCUUCUCACUAAACCUUUCUCCACAACCCCACCAGACCCUAACCCUGAUCCCAAACCUUCUUCCCUCUCCGCGCGUCUCAGCUUCGUCUUCGAUCAGAUCGAUGCCAUCGAGAAAGAGCGUUCUCAGAAGCACGAAACGCUUCAGCGCAUUCGAGCCUGGCGCCAAUCCAAGGACGCUCCCCCUCAAAGCGACGCCCAACCUGAGCCGCCGCCUCUCUCCGUCGCCGAUGAAACCCCCCCGGAGCUGCCGCCGAUGAAGGCUGUGGAACUGGUGCACCCAUGGCCCGAGUGGAUCCAGUUGAUGGAAAUGCUCGUGCACCAGAAUUACUUCGACCACAGAAGGAUGGACGAGGAUAAAAUGGUCCUCGACUCAGGGUUCAGUCCGCCUGUGGUUGCUGAAGGAGUUGAUUUCACCAAGGAUUUCAAGAGCGUUCACAUGGCGUGUCUCAAUCACGGAAGAGACCGUUUUGAUAUAUUGAGGUCCUUGUCGAGGAAGGAUAUUCAAGUUUUGGUUGGUUAUGGAUGCCCCACUAUGGACAGAAAGGUGGUUUUCUCUGCAAAACUUUUAAGAAAGCAUGCUCACCUUGACGAAGGAGAUGUCUGUAGUUCCUGCAGCUUGAGAAACAGUUGUGAAAGGGCGUAUCUGCUAACAAACAAAGAGGAUGAAGCACGGACUCUUGAUGUCAUGCGGCUCCUGCUCACUUUUGGUUUUGAUCCUGUUGAUGGUUCAGUCAUCAAUAAGUCACUUCUUAAGCAGAAGUCUGUGAAAACAGUGGUUCGUAAAUUGCUUCAUGAGGUUGUCAAGCUCAGUUCAGUUCCCAUUGAUCCAAAUCUCACCCCUCCUGUGAUUAAAAAACCACCACCAAAAGUGAAACAACCACCUCCUCCUCCAAAGAGACGAAUAGGACGGGAUGAUGUUGAGAUGAAAAAAGGGGACUGGCUAUGUCCUAAGUGUGAAUUCAUGAAUUUUGCGAAGAAUACUGCUUGCUUACAGUGUGAUGCCAAGCGUCCCAAGAGACAGUUGCUGCCAGGAGAAUGGGAGUGUCCUGAAUGCAACUUCUUGAAUUACAGGAGGAACAUGGUAUGUUUUCAUUGUGAAUGUAAGCGCCCAGCUGAUGAAUUUUUGGAGAAUAAGAUGCAAGAUAGGAUACCGGGUUCCAAACCUAAGUUAGAUAAGAUGGGCAACCGACAAGAGGUUUCCAAUGCCUGGAAUUUUGACUUUGAUGACAAUGAAUCAGAUGGUGCCGAUGUGGCUGCUUUUGAGUAUGCAGAUACUCAUGCCAUAAAUGAAGAUUUCUCUUCAGGUAAUAAUGCGCAACAUGGAAAUCAUAGAGGGUGGGAAGAUAAUCUUGAGAAGAACAACAGAGUACGAGGAUCCCCUGAUGGAGAAUAUGCUAAUCGUGAUAUUUAUAAGCCUGGAAUAGGGUUUGAUGAUUUUGAGGAUGAGGAUGAUGUUGAUAGUUAUGAGCUAGAAACUACUCCAAAUAGUAGUAAAAGAAUAGAAACAUCUAAAAGUAAUUUCUCGGAAGAUGAAAAGUUGUCAGAGUCAGACGAUAUUGAAGGCAGUGAUGAUGAAAGGUACACCAGUCACAGAACAGCUUCUCAAAGAAGUCUACCGCACCGGUCAAUUCGUAAGAAUACAUCAUUCUCGGGAUCUGAGGAUGAUGAACUUGGUUUUGUUACAAAAGAACAACGGUCCACUCUUUCCAAUUUCAAAUCUGGGAAUGUUUCUGGUGCUGGCAGAAGAAGAAAUGGCAGAGGUCCAUCUAAGAAAUUAAGCUUUGGUUCUGAAUCUGAGGAUGACAAUGGUGCUGGCUUAUACUCUGAUGAGGAUGAUGACAUACAUAAGGCAUAUUCAUUCAGAAAAAAUAAAGGGGACAAAUUUAAUCCAUCCAGACAGAAUAACGGGAAUAGGCACAAUUCCGAGAGAAGAAACUUCACCAAAAACAGGAAUUCAGGGUUUAUCAGUCGCCGCCGAGAAAAUAUGUUCAGUGAUGAUUUUGAAGGAUCGUCUCAGCAGUCUUACAGAAAUGGUAGGGAUUCCAAAGGAAAUGGCCGUAACAGGAAGAGUUUUGAAGAUUUUGAUGGUCCAUCCCGACGAUCAUUCGGUGAUGGCAGAGGGUCCCGAGGAAACAGCCGUGGUGGAUCAUUCCGGCAGUCUUUUGGGAAUGGUAGAGGGUCUCGAGGAAAUGACCGUAAUUGGCAUAGAUUCGAAGACAGGGAGCAUGGCACAGGAAAGUUAAAUAAAUAUAGAAUGGAUGAGAAGGAUUCUGGGGAAUUUAGAAACAGUAGGCGUGUAAUUGAAAGAUAGCACCACAGCUCCAUGAAUACUGCUAAUUGCCAAACACAAAUGUGAUACAAUGAUGGCCAUAAAGAUCAGUCAGUGUUCAUGAGAUUAGUUGAAACCAUGGACAAACUUUCUCCUCCAAUAACAGUUAGGUGGUCAAGUUUUGGCUUGGUCAAGUUAACCUGCCAAGCAGUUGUGCCCUGCUAUGCAGUUAUAACCCAAUAUAAGGUGGUGAACAACUGCCAUAUCUCUUACAUAUUUGUCUCAUCGAUUGCAGUGUCUUCGCAUAUUUGUGUGGACUUCUUAAGAACUUGCAACCAGAACUUCUAAUCGUUCUCAAUUUGCA
Molecule: messenger RNA, 2891 nt
Organism: Vigna unguiculata (cowpea)
Lineage: Eukaryota; Viridiplantae; Streptophyta; Magnoliopsida; Fabales; Fabaceae
Product: zinc finger (Ran-binding) family protein
Cellular component (GO): cytoplasm
Molecular function (GO): mRNA binding
Source: RefSeq, a predicted model, not a curated record